UGAAGGCACGCCGGAGGAGGACAUCAGCAGUUCUUCUGUGAAGACGCUUUCAAAUUAAGGACAUUUUCUCAUCUCUGGACCACUUGUGAACUUGCCGUUGCAACUUUCCUCUCAAGAGUCAGCUCGAGGGAACGGUCUGAACAUGGAGGUCAGAACGCAGGAAGUGGAUGUCCCCCUUGACGACCAUGACGCGGUCCACUGAGAGCAUGGAGCCCGAGAGAGCGCACAGCCCGAGCAACUUCUUCAACAAGGCGGACGUGCCCGACCACGCGCAUUACGUGGUGGCCGCCUUCAUCUUGGUGAUCGGCACGCUGGGCGUCACUGGCAAUGCGCUGGUCAUGUUUGCGUUCUAUAGCAACAAAAAGCUUCGCAGCCUGCCCAACUAUUUCAUCAUGAACCUGGCAGUAAGCGACUUCCUCAUGGCCUUCACGCAGUCACCAAUCUUCUUCAUCAACUGCCUCUACAAAGAAUGGGUGUUUGGAGAGAUGGGUUGUAAAAUGUAUGCUUUCUGCGGUGCCUUGUUUGGCAUCGCCUCCAUGAUAAACCUGCUGGCCAUCUCCAUCGACCGUUACAUGGUGAUCACCAAACCAUUGCAGACCAUCCACUGGAGCUCCAAGAAAAGAACCACGCUGGCCAUCAUCUCUGUCUGGCUCUAUGCACUGGCCUGGAGUCUGGCUCCUCUUGUUGGAUGGAGCUCUUACAUCCCCGAGGGCCUGAUGACAUCAUGCACUUGGGAUUACGUCACAUACACAGCGGCCAACCGGAGCUACACCAUGAUGCUCUGCUGCUUUGUCUUCUUCAUCCCGCUUCUUAUCAUCUUCUACUGCUACCUAUUGAUUUUUCUGGCUGUCAGGAAGACCAGCAGGGAGGUAGAGAGACUUGGCACCCAGGUGAGGAAAUCCACAUUAAUCCAUCAGAAAUCCAUCAGAAGUGAAUGGAAACUGGCCAAGAUCGCCUUUGUGGUCAUUGUGGUUUAUGUCCUCUCCUGGUCACCGUACGCCUGCGUCACACUCAUUUCAUGGGCCGGCCAUGCCAACAUCUUGUCGCCAUACUCCAAGUCUGUUCCAGCUAUCAUAGCAAAAGCCUCCACGAUCUACAAUCCUUUCAUCUAUGCCAUCAUUCAUAAUAAAUACAGGAUGACUCUGGCAGAGAAGUUUCCCUGCUUGUGGUUUCUGUCUCCCACCCCUCGAAAGGAGUGUAUCUCCUCCUCAUCCAUCAGCGAAUGCUCCUUCAGGGACUCCACCAUCAGUCGCCAGUCCACCGCGUCCAGGACUCACUUCAUCAGAGCGUCCUCCAAACCGACUGACAUGGUCCCAAGGGAUGUGGAGAUGGAGUCUUUCGGAAGGAAGUCGGGAGAUUCCUUUCGGAGUCUGUCAUCCUACCAUCAGUCCAGCAGACGCAGCUCCUGCAGGAGGCCACUGGAGCACAAGACCACCCAUAAAGUGGAGAAGCAUCCAUGUACCAUGACUGAGUCAUCAGGCAACUGUGACCAUGAACUGGUUUCUAGCACGCUCACCAGCGCCACUCUCCCCCUACUAGUUCUUACCAGGAGGCGUAGUCGCAGUCUGACCCACAAAGACUCAAAGAGGGACAAAACCAUUCCCGACAGGCCGCAAGGCUGCAAGAGCAACUCGGCUGACUCCCUGUGCAUCGGACGAGCCUCGACGGCCGAGCCGCAGGCAUCGCAGCAGCAGGGUGUCCCUCGAAUUGUUGUCAUCAGCCCCACGUCCGAGAGCAGACUGGUCCAGCAGGACAGCCUCUGUUUGGAGGAGGCGAUGGCAAACAACGUUUUGGUUAGUCUGAACUUCUCGUCUGAGGUGUUGGAAGCGGUGGAGUUGCUAUCCUGACUUGUUUGAAGACGUUUUGGCUCUUCCCCAUCCUCCUUGUUGCGUCGCUGCAGUUUUUUUAAAGGCUUCAUCUUUCACAUUGUCAAUGUACAGUAUUUCAAUCGUUCAGUGAUUUGUGGUACUCUAAUGAGUUUGGCAAAAAGCAUACAGUCCUCUGAGCCCCAAACCCUAAACCUUGGACAGUUUACCAGUAAACUGUUGAAUGUUGGUCAUUUGGCAGAAAUCAAAUUCCACACUAAGUCAGCUGUGUGAAACCCUGAACAACACCGGAAGAAAAAAAAGGCAAUCAAGGGUACAGGUAAUGAUAAACUGGCCUUAAUGCUCCUGCACUAGGUGCAAAUAUACAAAGUUUGAGGGAAUUUGGAGUCUAACCUUAGAUUUAGAGUUCGAAGAUACGGUGAGAGUUAAGGUAGCUCAGAGCAAACGGGUCGAGCAGUCCACGAGCCAGCCUGCCUCUGCUUUGAGGAGGAGAUGGCGAACAAUGUAAAUUGGUCUGAACUCCUCAUAAGAGAAUGUGAAGGUACUGGAGGCACUAUCCUGACCUGUCAGAGGAAUUUAUUUCCACCCCCUCCGCAACUGGAUCAUCUGUUGCUGCUACGAACUACCCUUUUGUAAAGGUUUGAUCUGUCAAGUUGUCGUUGGAGUCUAAUCCAUCAAUUUGCUGGACUAAACCGACUUUGGGCAACUGGCAGACCAUGCAAAGCCCUAAAACAAGGUAUGAUUGCUUGUCAACAGUCUGGGUCACCGAACGGAAAAUGCUCCCAUGUCAACUGCUAUGUGAAGCACUACACAACACAUGAGGUUAAUAGUCAAUCAAAGGUACAUGCAGCAAUGGAGUGGCCCUGGUGCUGCAGGACUGGAUACAAAUGUACCUAGCUUGAAGGAAAUUGCAGCCUUGGGUUGAGAGUUCGACCUUGGCGUUUGAGUUAAGGUUAGGUUUAGCGUAGGGGUUAGUGCAAGAUGUGAACCGCCCCUUGAAAUUCUCAGGUAAUCAGAUCACUGUGCAGAAAUCACUCCCGCACAAAAAUGUGAAGGAAUACAACACACAUGAACAAAAACUGCAAUAAAAUUUACAGGCAUAGAUUAAUGGGGCCUCAUACUCCAAAACUAAUUGUGAAUGGACAAUGUUUGAAGGAUAUUUGAGACAAGAAGUAGGGUUCGGGGUGAAGGGUUAAUUUUAGAGUUAGGGGUCUGAGAGCAGACCGGCUCAUCGGGACAGUCUCUGCUUGAAGGAGGUAAAUGGCAUUUUGGUUAGUCUGGACUUUUCUCCAGAGGGCUUAUAUGCAGCAGACUCUCUAUCCUGAUCAAAAGGAGGACUUUAUCAGCUUUUCUCCACACCUUGCAAAACUAGACUCUCUGUUUAUUUGCUGCCAUAUUUUUUUUUUAAAGGUUUCGUCUUUUCACUUUUCUCUGGAGUCCAAUUAUUCAUCAAUUUUCUGUAUCUCAUUGAUUUUGGCCAAACAGCAGACUGCCCCCUAACAAACAACUUAUUUCCAGUCAACAGGUUUGGUCGAGUCGCUAAUCCCACGCAAAGUGCUGUAUGAAACACUACACAAAAAAAGCUAGUCUAGCAAAAGGCAAAGAACGCACCCUUACUCCUGGACUGCAUGUGAAUUUACAGAGUUUGAAGGAUAUUGGAAUUCUAAUUUUAGGAUUAGAAUCAGUUUAAUCUUUGUGGGUGAGGAGUUAAGGUUAAGGUUAGGAUUGGAGUUUGAGUUUGAGUUAGUGUUGGGUUUGGGAAUGUACUGUAUAGUUAUAUGAAUGUAUAACCUAUUCAAUUCUCAUCAUUGUCACUGAGUGGCACUGUGAUAAAUUAGAUAAGGUGGCAUUUGGCAUUACAAGUUCUCCACCACGCAAAAACUUUGGUCAGGAGCUGGCUGACCAUGUAGAAUUAUUUAUAUGUUUUGGGGGGGUAAUCAUGGAACUUCACUGACAUACUUGAAAGCCUCACUCAUUCGCAGGACUCAAUUCAAGUAGGACAAAAUCUGUUUCAAUCUGUGAUUCACAGCAUGGGUUCUUGAGACUUUUUUGGUUUGUUUGUUUGUUUUUUGCCUGACCUGUCACCAUAGACGUGACUGUUGACUUUCAUGAAACAAAAAAAAAAUGUAAUUGUCUUGUCAGCACUCCUUUUCAUGUACCUUUUGGGAGAGACAAUCAUAAAGAGACUAUUGUUGAUACAAAUCAACUGUGGGUAUAGUUAUUUAAUUUAUGUUGCCUGCUUAUGUUGAGCCCAUUGUAUGGAUGUAGUGUAUAAAUUACUAUGAUCGUCGGUGCACAGGCAG
This is a messenger RNA of Hippocampus comes (tiger tail seahorse), 4129 nucleotides long. Its product is annotated as melanopsin-A-like. Gene Ontology annotation, molecular function: G protein-coupled receptor activity. The record is from RefSeq and is a predicted model, not a curated record. Gene Ontology annotation, biological process: visual perception; G protein-coupled receptor signaling pathway. Lineage: Eukaryota; Metazoa; Chordata; Actinopteri; Syngnathiformes; Syngnathidae. Gene Ontology annotation, cellular component: membrane. The coding region runs from base 168 to 1847 and encodes 559 amino acids. The transcript is spliced from 9 exons.